AUGCCCCAGUGCUGCGUAUUUUGUGGUAAGGAGUUCCCUACAAGGGGUGGUGUCAAGAGACACAUAACUGGCCGCCCUGAAUGUAGAAGGGCAUGGGAGUUAACGAUCGAAGAAACUGAGGCCACCUAUGAUGAAGAUGGCCCACAAGUGGACUUUGCUUACGAUGAUGUUGGCAGCUCAUUUGGCCUGCCGCUUCGUCGCUCACGUUCCAAGUCCUCCGAUGCUGAUCAAGGCAACCCACCAGCGCUGAAAAGUCGGAGGGUGACCAUCGAGGAGGUUUCUGAUGAAGAUGCUGUGAGAACAAAUAGUGGGCGAUAUUUCAAGGAAUGCCCUGAUGGUGGACGGACUCUGCGGGAGGGAGAAACUGGUUUUGAGAGCUAUCGGAAGUAUAAAAAAAGCAUGGGUGAGGACGAGUGGGCACCUUUUUGCGAUGAGGAAGAAUGGGGACUCGCAGAGUGGCUCGUUAAAAGUCUGGGCCAGACCCGAACCAAUGAUUUUCUAAAGUUGCCGAUAACACGAAACCGAAUGCAACCAUCCUUCCACAACAACCGAUCGUUCCUCCAGAAGGUCGAUGAACUUCCGCAUGGAGCUGCCUGGAGCUGCAAGAAGAUCAGUGUCCGGGGAAACCAAACAGACGAGAAGGGUGAACCAUUGCAUGAAGAUGUCGAGCUUUGGAUGCGUGAUCCUGUGGAGUGCAUCAAAGACCUGAUCGGAAAUCCUCAAUUCAAGGAUCACAUGGUGUACGCACCUGCACAAGCAUACACAGACUCUGCGGGACUCAACCGAGUGAUUGGUGACAUGUGGACUGCAGAUUGGUGGGGGGAAAAGCAAAAACAGUUACCGAAAGGAGCGACCAUAGCACCUAUCAUUCUUGCUUCAGACAAGACAUGUUUGUCACAGUUCCGAGGUGACAAAUCUGCGUGGCCUAUAUACCUCUCAAUCGGCAACAUUGCCAAAGAAAAAAGGCGACAACUGUCAGCACGAGCAACAGUCCUGAUUGGGUACUUACCUGCAGAAAAACUCGAAUGCUUUACAUCAGAUACACGCUCCCUUGCUGGUUACCGGCUCUUCCACCAUUGUAUGUCCCUCCUGCUGCAACCGCUCAUUGCUGCAGGACAAAAUGGCAUUGAAAUGGUAUGCGCUGACUCGAUGAUCCGCCAAGUUUACCCGAUCCUUGCAGCAUAUGUGGCGGAUUUCCCUGAACAAUGCCUGGUGCAUGUUGCAAGGAGAACCGUUGCCCAAAAUGUCUGGUUGCGGCGGAUGAAAGAGAAGCGACAAAAUGGUCAACAUCCAGCUGAAUUCAAAGACUAUGGAUUACGCACCGUCUAUCAUCCUUUUUGGGCUGACCUUCCACACACAGACAUCUUCCUUGCCUUCACACCCGACCUCCUACACCAACUCCACAAGGGUCUUCAAAGAUCACUUGGUUAA
This is a messenger RNA of Suillus plorans, 1431 nucleotides long. RefSeq lists its product as uncharacterized. The record is from RefSeq and is a predicted model, not a curated record. The transcript is spliced from 5 exons. The coding region runs from base 1 to 1431 and encodes 476 amino acids. Lineage: Eukaryota; Fungi; Basidiomycota; Agaricomycetes; Boletales; Suillaceae.